AUGCCCGAAGACGAAGCCGCCAAAGCCGAACGGCUCGCAGCCGCAAAGAAACGAAUCGAAGCGCUCAAAAAGAAAAAAGGCAAAAAGGCCAAACCCGACUCCCCCUCCCCCUCCAGCAGCCGCCCCGGCACCCCCGACGUCCCCGACGACACCCCCGCCCCUGCCUCCACCAGCACACCCCCCCCACCAUCCGACUCCCCCGCCUCCCCCUCCUCCGAGACGGACCAGUCCACGCCCCUCCCCGGCACCUCGCUGCACACGCGGCGCAUCUCCACCUCGCUGCGACGGCCGUCAAUCACCGGCGCUGAGAUCCGCAAGAGCCCACUGUCGCCGACGGACCUGCCGGACCUGUAUCGCAAGCAGGCGACGACCAUCUCGGAGCUUACGGAGGCGGUGGAGCGCCAUGAGGCAGAGAUUGAGAGGCUGAAGGGCGAGGCGAAAAGGCUGGGGGAUGCGGAGGUGGAGAGGGAUGAGGCCGUGCAGGUGCUGGCGGGGGUGAAGACGAGGCUGAAGGAGGUGGAGGAGAGGGCGGAGGCGGACAAGGUGAAGGGGACGGAGGCGGAGGGACAGCUGGAGAAGCUGAAAAACGAAGUCGCAGACUUGACGCGCCAGACGUCGCACCUAACCUCGCAGCUGUCCAACAAAGACAAGCAGAUCGCCGACCUCAAGCUCCAAUCCUCCACCUCCUCCACCACCCAGGACAAAGAAUCCCUCACCGCAAAAGAGGAGCAGAUCGAAACUAUGGAAAUGGAGAUCUCCAAGCUGCGCGGCGACCUCGACCGCGCCAUAAAGUCCCUCACCGACUCGCAGUCCAACCUCAUCACCACAACAACAACCCUCACAACCAUCGAAUCCACCGUCGAAUCCCUCACCGCCGAACUCACCACCGCCAAAUCAACCCUCGAGUCCACCGCCGCCCUCCUAACCACCGAAACCGAAGCGCGGAAAACCGCAGAGGCCGCAGCAGCAUCCGCAAAGGCCUCCCUCGCCUCCGAGUCCGCCGCGAUGAAAACCCAGGCCGCCACACUAGCAACUCUGGAGAAGGACUACGCAACGCUGAAAACAAUGUACCGCGACACCGACACGCGCAACCGCGAGUCCCUCGCCGAGCUCAGCGAGCUCCGCAAGCGCGUAUCGGAGCUCGAAGCCGAGAACACCCGGCUGCGCUCGCAGCCGCGGGGCAACGGAAAAGACGACGAGGACGUCGACGAGAUUGAGGACGCCGAGCGGCGGCGGCUGCAGAAGCGCGUGCAGACGCUUGAGCGCGACCUGCAGGCGCGCAGCGGCGGGGGCGGGGGCGGCGGUGGGUUCCAGACCGUUGAUCUCGGGGCCGGGGACAGCGGCGGCGGCGGCGGCGGGUAUGCGGCGCAGCAGCAGCAGUGGCAGCAGCAGCAGAUGCAGGCCGAGGAGGAGCGGCGGCGCAUGGAGAUGGAGCGGCUGGAGAGGGUGCGGGAGGUCAAGCGGGGGCUGGAGCAGUGGAGGGGGUGGAGGAUGGAUUUGGCGAGUAUGGGCGGGCCCGGGGUGGGGAUGGUGUUUGAUGUGUAG
Morchella sextelata is the source of this 1545-nucleotide messenger RNA. RefSeq lists its product as uncharacterized. The record is from RefSeq and is a predicted model, not a curated record. The coding region runs from base 1 to 1545 and encodes 514 amino acids. NCBI's taxonomy places the organism in Eukaryota, Fungi, Ascomycota, Pezizomycetes, Pezizales, Morchellaceae. The transcript has 3 exons.